UUCAAUAAUGGUAGACGAAGAUGGGCUGAAAUUGCACCAGCAACAGGCAUAUAUAUGUUGACGGUGCUUGUGGACUUAUAUUCGUUACACUCGGAUUUUUAAAAGUGGAUUCAAUGUAGGGAACAACAUUUCUUUAUCUACUCCGGCCAUGAAAAUGCCGUGGAGAGAUCGAAUCGGUGCGAUAUUUCUGUUGGGAUUGCUCCAUGGGCUAGCGGAAUGUGUGGAGAUAGAGUUUGACAGUCCAGUGGACGGCUUUUUCCUGAAGUCUGUCUAUCACAAGAAUGAGCCAUGGGACCCACUGGUGAAGAAAGAAAACUUUCUUAUUACACGUCCUGCAGAAAACUAUAACCUCAAGGCCAGCAGUGGCCCCUUUGAGGUACACCAGGUUAUACAGGAUGAUCUGGUUCACACAUUACUGGACACACACACGAUGGGCAAGCCAUCACUUGUACAUCAUGACGUUGUGUUCGGUUUAGAUGUCAGUGCACACAUUAUUUCUGACACACUUUCACCAAAAUGGCCGAAACUUCAGGUGUUAAUACAUGCUAGUCCUCCUUUAAGUACAAAAUCGCGGGGCAAAGGCAAGGUGAAAUCUUCAACCUCGUCAAAGGCAGGAUAUCGUACGACGCCGCGUAUGUGGUGCGGACAUGUUUACGCACACCUAAACAACCAAGAGCUUUCGUCGUUAUGUGUUCUAAGUAACAAAGACAAUGCAUGUGUGGCCAGUUUAGUUAUUCCUGAGAAUUGGUUCCACAGUGAUGAUAUCACAGGUGUACCGUUGAUGCAUGUGUCCUACACCUUCUCGCACGCCGACCAAAACCAGGAAUGCGCCAGUGCCUCCAAUUCCAUAGUUCCUGGGCGAUCAUUUGAAAAUUCAUUGACGAACAAACGGAAAUAUAUUAUAUCAUUAUCUUUAGCUCACAGAGAUAAUGAGUUUGAAGUGAAAAAAGAUCAACAUAUUCUUAUACAUGUGCCAAAGGAAUCUUUUACUCCAUCGUCAGUGUUUGAAAUACCAGUGAAGCUGGAGGCGGGGUCAGAUCUUCAGGUGUUUGUUAUGAGGGCGAAAGUGCGGAACGGAUUAAAGAUUACAGGCGCAAUAGCAGAUGCUGACGGACCUUGGCAAAUCCACGUGGACAUAAACGAAAGACAGCGAGUCGGUACGGUUACUGCUCGUAUACAUGACAUAACGAAGUACAGAGCUUCCACUGAAGUUCAGGAAAUUUUCAAAUGGCGAGUAGAAGUGGAGGACACAGGAUCAAAUAUGGGAACGGGACGAAUUAUAUGGAGUAUUGAAUACGAACGUGAUCAGCGGCAUGAAUCCUACACAUCACAGGGAUCAAGAAUUGUAUCGCGUAUUAACCUACGAAGUCGAGAGCAAGAGAGAAUUGUGCCAAUAUUGAAGGUGAGAGAAAUUCUGAACUUUGCUCUCCUGACGGAACGGAGGCAGGUUUAUCCUCUUAAAGUUUACAGUGUAAAGGAAACGGAUGAAUUGACGGACAUCUCUGAAGAGACUGCCUGUCAUUCAGCAGAGGAAGAUGUCCUCAAGGUGUCGUCAAACUGCUCAUCUGUGUUUGUGGAUGGGACGGAAAGACGAGGGUCACACAAUGUCACCAUCAUCGCCAAGUCUGGACGCAAUACAGCAUUCAUCAAUGUCCGAGUAUGGAUACCUGCUGAACACCUUGAUGUUCAGUUGUCUGAUGACAAACUUAGCCAGGUUCGAGGCUGGAAAGUAUCACAGCGACACCAAGGCCGUGGCAACCGCAGGGGGAGAACCAGGAAUAAAAGACUUGUUGAUCAAUUUCCCCUGAUGAAAAAAUAUCGGAAAUUCUCUCGUGGUGGCGGUGGUGGUGGUGGUGGUGGCGGAAGCUGUCAGCUGCGCCACCAACAAGCCACAGUAGAGGUAUACGCCCAGUUUUACAUAUCCACGCCUGGUGGCCCAAACUUCUUCAAGAGCAAGCAGGCCUGGCUUUCCGUCACUGAUAUGGUCUUGGACAAACUCCGAGUAACUGACCCUCGCGUGGUUAGCCUGAACAAUGCUGUCAUACAGGGUCAAAGUGUUGGCAGGACCGAAGUACAGGUUAUGACCCCGAUGCGGAGGCUGAUUGGCGGUAAAGAGGUCCGCGUCAGCAAUGACAAAGUAUCAGUAGAGCGGCUCAUCAUCACCUUGGUUACUGGAAUCACACUGGAGAUCCAUAUUUCUCACGAGAUUCCUGGAGCCAUGACUGCAAUCUCACAUAUACAGGGUAGACUUCACACCAAGUAUCAAGAAGCUGUACUGGACGUUUCUAUACAGUAUUCUGAUGGCACACAGUUCCCGCUGGAAAAAGUGGAAGGGGGAGAUUAUGUUUUAGAUGUAUCCGCUCUCAACCACUAUGUAAUUGGUAUGGCACCCUAUACCAAACAAUACCAACCUCGCAUUGUUGCCUUAGGUCAAGGUCAUGGAGAACUUCUCAAGGUCAUGCUUAAGCUUGGUAAUGAUUGUGCUAGGAAACGGUCAAGGUCUAUUUCUGUGAGCUACGUUGUUGUGGAUUCAGAUUUCUCCCCUGGCAACCGUGUUUAUAAUGAUCCCUUUGUUAGUGAUGGCCACUAUGACGAUAACAGAGCAAGUGAUCGCAGAGAUUCUCCUGGCAUAAGUGUCAACAAUGAAAAAUCUCGUUACGGUGUCCAACAUAUAAGUGAAAAAGACAGCAAUAAGGAUACUGAUGAUAAAUUUGGAAAGGUGACCAAGAAAAAGGAUCCAAAUGAUGCUGGUGUGAUUCCCAUUGGGAUUGAUCUGGCAGAGAAUCUCCGGACUCAGGAAAGUCCACAAACAAAACAGGAACCAGUUCGACAGGAGGAAAUAGCCAUGUUAUCUCCCCUGGAGAUAGGCAUGUAUGUCCUUCUGGCCGUGUUCUGUGUUGCAAUUUGUGUGUUUCUUGUCAAUUGUAUUGUGUUCAUGGUGCGUUACAAACGCAAGCACGUUCCCAAGGGCAAACGGUUAGAGACUGUGGCCCAGGCAAACGAUUGGGUGUGGAUUGGUCGUGCCACCCUUGAACGCAAUGCCAUCAACACAAAGUGUUCACAAACCCUGAUGCCAGCUGAGGACUUCAACGGCAACCACACGCCAGUGGCAGGUGGAAGUAGUCAAAACAGCAGUGGACAAAAUUCAGCUGAGGCUAGUAAUCGAAGCAGUUUUGUGUCAACCAUAAAAGGUUCUGAAUGUAGCAUCCGCAUCACUGCCAAUCCCUUGUUGGAAGCUUCAAACGCUCCAUCUACAGUGGGUGAAGAAAUGGACAACAACAACCAGCAUCGUCAGCUGCAGCAGCACCUGGACCCAGAGUGGGACUACGAGGCCAUGGGCAUGACAUAUGACCAACUGGUUGACUAUUUCGACAACUUGAAGGAAUCAACAGCUUAGUUAAAACAACCAACAACAAAUUUAAUUUCAUUUAAUGUGUGACAGAUUUCAGUUUUCGUCACAAGUGAAUGAAAGUUAUGAAUAUAUGUAAAGAAAUAUUUGUUAAAUUCAGAAGAUCUAGAUCUGAUACUGGUGACGUUACUUAAGCCAGCUGAAGGAGUUGGCAAAUUAAGCCGAUUCCUUAAGAAACUGUGACAGUAUUCACUUUUAUAAGCAGUAUGAUACCGAUUCAAGCAGAGGAAAUACUUGUCUAUUUAAAAAAAAAAAACAGUUAAAAGAUGUUAGGUUUUUGUUGAAUUUUGAAACUUGUUUCUAAAAAAGAUCAAUGCAAGAAGUAGAAUGGGUAGGAAGUGCUUCCAUCUGUGUUGUGAUUUUACUGCGAAAACCUUCUGGCAAUAGACACCCUGCAUUUGUAAGCCUGCUUCCUCUGGGCUGGGCGUCUAAGGAUGGCUACUUUGGAUACUUACCUCACAGAGGUUGUAGGGGUAAGGGAGAAUAUCUCUCAAAAUCAUGGAAGAUUUGUGAAGAAACCCCUGUUUAAUAAUAAAGAUCAUAAAACCAAAUUUCCUGUAUGACAUACUACAUCUUGUUACCAUGACUAUUGGAUGAAAUGUUGAUGUCACCAGUUGCGGUGAAUUACCAGUAUGUUAUAAUUAUUUAUAUAUAGAUUUUCAUAAUUUUAAGACAUGUGCUCAUGCUGUAGAAAUUUACAGAAGGGCAAAUAAUUCCAUGAAUUUAUUGGAACGCAACUUUCACCUGUAGCUUUGAUGCUAGACCUGAAAUACAGAGUGAACGAGUUUAACAUGUACCAAAGUUUGCUUGCCAAUUAUCUGUAAUAUUCAUGUUUCAUAUACACCACUCCUUUGUACAUUAUUUACAAGUGUAUCACGACAUGCAAGUAUAAUAUUGUGUACACAUCACUCCAUGUCCAUUGUUCUCCCCACAAAAGGAUCACAAAUAUAGUUUCUUGUAUAUUGAACCAGACAAAACUUGAGGAAAACUUAAGGAACCUUCUUUCAGAGCUUUUAGAUUUUUUUCCCAUUAUAAUGUAAGAAAUCAAAAGACACCUUUUUAAUGAAAUUAAAUGAAAAUAUUUUUGAAUUUAUUUUUUUGAAAAUCUAGGAAAUCUAAUUAAAAUGAGAUUUGUAUACUCUAUAAUGAAGUACAAAAAAACAGACUUCAUACAUCUCUGUAGUAUUAAAGUGUGCAUUUUAAAGUGAAAUGUUGUAUGUUGGAAUAUAUAGUGCAAAGCUUUCUGGCAGCCAAGAUCAUUUCAAAGACUCUAGAUAUAAAUUGAAUUAAUUUACAACUGAUGGUCAACUACCUAAAUACAGGAUCAUCUGCUGUAGAAGGAGGAUGUCGCACUCAUUAAGUAGUGUCACUGUUAUUUAUUCAUUAUUUAUUUACAUUGUACUAGCAUCAUUGAUUUGUUAACUGCAUAUUUAUAUAUUGAAGAAUGAUUAUAGCUUUGACUGAUCUAUGUAGGUAAGAAUGGAAGUUGUAUAUAUCAUAGAUGUAUAUGUUAUGUAUGUGUCUAGUUGACCACACUGAUAGUGACAAUACUUCACUAAAAUAGGUGUUGUAUUUUAUAUGGAGUCAAGAAUACUCACUCUUUCAUUUGAACAUGCGUUUUAUUGACGUUGGAUCAAAGGUCAUGUGCCAGGGAUGUUAACUUCAAGAUCACUACCUAUCUGUAUGACUCAACAUCAGACACUGAACCAAACACACUGUACCAGGCUUCAAUGUUGGUUCUAAGGUCAUAUUGGCUUCAUGUUGAUCCUUUAUUCCCCAACAGGGUUGACACUAGACUUGACCCUUAAGUUUCCUUGACCUUAAGGGGUCAUCUAGUUCCCUUCUCAUUGCUGUUUUCUGUAUUAGUAGACAUAUAGCCUUGUAGUUAUUAUUGUACAGUGAUACCACAUCCUGUGUCACAUAACGUUGUUAAAAAAGCACUCUUUGCUAUCCUUUACAAUGAUAAUUAAAAAAAAGUUUAUUGAAAAUCGAGUUAAGAAAGAAAAUUUCAGUGAAUCAUUUACAACAUUAAUAAAAGAUUAAUCUAUAUUUAACUACAUAUGAACAGCAAAAAUUUUGAUAAUGGAGACUUUUUGAUAUAGAAUAUCAAGGUAGCAAUUGACUGGUGGUAGUCUUGAGGACAUUCUUAUGGACUGUAAGAUUUUUUAAGAGUGAAUGAAAUGUUGAUUCCCUUUAUUAACUGUAAACUGAGAUCAGAACUUUUAAAUGAUUUAUCUAAAUGUUUGUAAAAUGUAUAUGUAUUGAUAACAGUAACCGUUUUUGUGUUGUAUGACCAUGAUUGUUAUAAUUUUGUGCCAUUUUGCUACAGCUAUUGUUUUUUUCCUGUAUUUCUAAAUAAUUAUAAUGAAGGUUAACAGCUGAUUCCACAUUUUAUGGAGAAAUUUAUAUAAUUGAUAUUUAUUCCUUGUUUAAAUUUCUACAUACAUGUAUUUUUAUCAGCUAUUUAUCUAGGUUUGAUAUAUAUAUAGUACAUCAGACCAGGAAAUGCCACGUACAAUGUGGGAAAGUAAUUUUAACUGAUUAAUGUGUUUGCUGGACAAAUAUCAAGAUCACAGAAAGAAUCUCAGAAAAUUAAUGAUUAGAUAUUGUUUUUAAGAAUAUUCAUCUGGUGCUUUUUUAUUCUUACACUUUGCUUGUUUUUAAUGAUUAAGGGGGCAUAACUCCGAUUAAAAAACUGCCUGCUAUUUUGUGUUCUACAAAUAAAAAAAAUUCGUUCCUGAAACAUUGGAAUCUUAAUUUUCUUUAGAAACUAACUCUAUAUUGAAAUAUUCAUGUGAUAACUGAAUUCUUUAUAGGCAAGUUUUCUUCUUUGUAUUAAGAACCUAGAAUUUGACAAAUCCAUGUGUAGGUAUAUGUUUCUCUUUGUUUAACAUGACUUCAUUGUACCAUAUUAAUGAAAUGCUUUAUGUGCAAUUUAGAAGAUGAAAUAUUCAAUGUUUAUUUGCUUUGUUAAUAUGGCUUUGAAACCACUCUGGUAGUUUGUAUAUAUUUACAGUAUAUAUAUAUCUGUUAUGUUUUUGUAUGAGAGCGAGUGUGCGGCUCAUAGCGCUGGUACAUUACUGGCUCAUGUUAUACCAGAUGUAAAGUAUCCUCUUGUACAUAAUCAUGGUUAUUAUGCAUUUAUAUAUGGUGAACUGUUACAUAUUACUGCUAGUAAUUUGUCUAAGAACCAUGUCAAGUCAUAUAUGAUGGCCCUUACCACAGAUCAAAUAUGUCAAAAAACACAUUUUUGUUGCAACAUAAUAAAUGCAGUUUCAAACAAAUGAUUGAGAUGCAGUUGAAAAUGUCUUUAUUGGAUUUAUCAAAGGUUAAAAUUUAACUGGUUAACUUCAGGAUUUUGAUUUUAUGCUGUCAAAACAUUUUGGUUUCUGAACAAAUAGUAUGGAAAAAACACCUUUAGAAAUCCAUAUUGAAUUCUGAUAUGUUUUCCCGGAGCAAAAUACUUAGAAUUUCACAUCUUUAUGACAAAUAAAAUUGUAUCAAUUAAUUUCCUAAAUAUGUAAAUAAUCAUACAACUGUUUUAAUUUCCCUACUGUUUAAUGUGCUAGAUAUAGCAUUUUGUAUGUAAUUCACAGGUUGUACUAUAAAAUAAAGCUGUCAUAUGAGUUCCCACCAUCUUUAUUGGCACGUGAUUAAAUAAGGAAACUAUUAAACAUAAGAAAUCUUUCACCAGAAAUCUUUGAUAAUUUUUUUAUAAUCAAAAUUAUUAUUUACAAAAUCUUUCCUUUGAUAACAAUCAAAAUAUGAUUUUAAAAAAUCCUUCCUUUUAUAUCAACCUUAAAAAGAUAUUUCACUGCUUGUCUGUACUGCUUGGGAGACAGUCACACAUAAUGUCUUUCAUUAAUGCAGAUGUUUGCAUAUUUAUGAUUUUGUAAUACUGGUCAUUCCUGGUCUUACCAUCACAGGAUGAUGGAUAACUGAAAAUUAGGAUAUGUGGCAUUCUUAAUCUGAAACAGAAACCAGCUAUAAUAAUUUGGAAUAGAUCAAGUUUCUAAGUAUACAAGUAAUUAGUAAGACAGGAGUUGUGAAGUUGUUGAAGCAUAAUUGUAUGUUUUGAAUCGUAUCCGUGUAAAUUGAGUUAGCUGUGCCCCUGCAGGGCCUGUACGGUGUUCUUUAUAUUACCCCAAGGGAAUUGUGACAAGCCCCCUGUUAGGGUUUGUUUUUGUUAUGUAUUGCCUAGAUCUUUUCGGUCUAGUUUAACGUCCCACCAUCAGCUUGUGAAAUCAACUGUGUUGUUUGUAUAUGGCUUUGUAUAUGUUUGAUGAUGUAUGUAUAUUAUACUGCUAAACUCCAUCACCUGUACGAUAUAUGGAAUUAGCAUUAUUAAAAUUGUUAUUUUUAAGAAGAAA
This is a messenger RNA of Pecten maximus, 7779 nucleotides long. RefSeq names its product transmembrane protein 132C-like. The coding region runs from base 149 to 3397 and encodes 1082 amino acids. The transcript is spliced from 9 exons. Lineage: Eukaryota; Metazoa; Mollusca; Bivalvia; Pectinida; Pectinidae. The record is from RefSeq and is a predicted model, not a curated record.